UAUAUUCUUUUAUGGUAUCGGUAUAUUCUUUCGAUCACGAUCAAUGGUUAGCAAGAUCAAAAAAAAGAUCUGUUGAUCCAGUAUUGCCGAAAACAGUUACUAAAUUUAAAACUGAUCAUGGAAGCGAAGUUUAUUUAGUAGGUACUGCUCAUUUUAGUAAAGCUAGUGAAGAAGAUGUCUUAAAAACCAUACAGAUUACACAACCAGAUAUAGUUUUGGUUGAAUUAUGCCCUAGUAGAUCAUUAAUCAUGCAAUUAGAUGAAAAUACUUUGCUAAAGCAAGCAAAAGAAAUUAAUUUAUCCACUCUUAAAACAUCUAUAAAGCAGUAUGGUGCUAUGCAAGGUGUUGUACAUAUAUUACUAUUAUCAAUAUCUGCUCAAAUAACAAAACAGUUAGGAAUGGCACCAGGUGGGGAGUUUAGAACUGCAUACAAAGAAGCUUUAAAAAUACCAGGAUGUAAACUUGUUUUGGGUGAUAGGCCAAUUAAUAUAACUUUAAAAAGAGCUAUUUCAUCACUUUCACUAUGGAAUAAAAUGAAAUUUGUAUGGUGCUUACUUUUUAGCAAUGAAUCAAUAAGCAAGGAAGAUGUUGAAAAGUACAAGGAAAAGGACAUGCUGGAAGAAUUUUUGGAGUCCAUGGCAGGUGAGUACCCAGAAUUAAGAUUAGUUUUCGUUGAUGAAAGAGAUACUUUUCUAGCUCAUUCUCUUAAACAGGCAGCCUCCCCUAUCAUGAUACACAAUCCCGAGGCCCCCGAUGAAUUGAUGCUGAUACCCAAAGUAGUUGUAGGUGUAGUAGGUAUGGGUCAUACGAUUGGAAUCGAAAAAAGAUGGGGAGAGAAUAUUGAUAUAGAACCUCUUUUAAGAUUACCAGCUGAAUCAUCUUCCAAACGGAUAAUAAAAAAAGUGGCUUUCACUUCUUGCAUAAUCAUCUUAUCCUAUGGGGGUUAUCGACUUGUCAAGAACACCUUUUUCUAAAAAUAAAAUUAUUAUAACACAUAUCUUAUCACAAAUAUACAUGGGAAAUUCUAUUGAUAUAUUAUUUGAAUUAUUAAUAUUUAAGUUACUAUUUAUUUAAAU
This is a messenger RNA of Gordionus sp. m RMFG-2023, 1076 nucleotides long. Its product is annotated as traB domain-containing protein-like. The coding region runs from base 12 to 974 and encodes 320 amino acids. The record is from RefSeq and is a predicted model, not a curated record. NCBI's taxonomy places the organism in Eukaryota, Metazoa, Nematomorpha, Gordioida, Chordodea, Parachordodidae. The transcript is spliced from 7 exons.